AUGAAUUAUGUAAUUAAAUAAACAGACUUAUUUUUAAGGGGACUAAAGACUUGCCACUCAAUUGAUUAGAACUUGUAUUGUUACUUUUCCACUAAUGGAAUUUUAUUGUUGAAUAAUUAUCAAUAAUUUGAAGAUGUUGAUGCUAAAAAGCCCACAUUUUUUUUUUAUCUCAAGUCAAACUCAUUCGAAAAACUUCAAACUAAUUCAAUUCAUUAUAAAAUGCCGUAAAACUUGUCUCCAGAUGUCUAAAUUAAACUAUAAAAACUAAAUGCCUCUUUGGAUAAAUUAGUUUUCGAAAUAAACAUACUAUAGCUAUAUACAAGUUUAAAACCCUUUAAAAAAUAAAUCAAAAAAAUAGAGAUUUAAGUUUAUUACACUAUUUCCCAAUUAAGAGUCUUACAAAAAUUUAAGAUGAUUGUAUUUUUCAAGGAUUCAUUUUUUACUAUUGAAUGCCCAAUCAUUUAAUUAGAUGAAAUUGAGUAAAUGGAAUCUAUCAGAAAAUAUAUGGAAAAAAGAAAACACUUGGAAGUAUUGGAAGUUGAUCCAAAAAUCUCAGAAUACUUGAAUGAUUUCAAUUAAAAAGAAGCAAUUUAAUUGAUAUUGAAAAAGAACAGCAUUGAAAUUCAUUUAAACAGUGAAAAGUAGGAAACAUCUCUUGAAUUAAAUAGUGGGUUUUUAACUUAAUAUAAGUUUGAUGAUUUCUUUAACAUUUACAAAAAUGUUAAUACUAUCAAUAUAGAACCGAAUGUUUUAACUCCUUUUCAUGGAUACGGAUUCAAAGUCUCAAUUUCUAGAGACAGUGAUCAAAAAUCCAGAAUAUUUAUUUCUCAAGAUUGGCAAGAUUAAGUUAGUAUGGUUUUGAAAUCCAUUACAACUCUUAUUAACAAGAUAAAGGUCAUCUCCAUUUUAGAUGAUGAUCAUAAUGAUGAUGAAUUACUCGACAUUAUAGCUGAAUAUUAGGUUGAUAGAGUACAGGAACAAGAGUCUAUUAUGGAAGAUGAACAAAUAUAAGAACAAUAGAUAAGAAAGAAAAUAAAAAUGAAUUUUAAAAAUUGA
Molecule: messenger RNA, 1056 nt
Organism: Paramecium tetraurelia
Lineage: Eukaryota; Ciliophora; Oligohymenophorea; Peniculida; Parameciidae
Exons: 3
Source: RefSeq, a predicted model, not a curated record